Molecule: messenger RNA, 1644 nt
Organism: Dioszegia hungarica
Lineage: Eukaryota; Fungi; Basidiomycota; Tremellomycetes; Tremellales; Bulleribasidiaceae
Product: inner membrane protein import complex subunit Tim54-domain-containing protein
Exons: 2
Coding region: 1-1644 (547 amino acids)
Source: RefSeq, a predicted model, not a curated record
AUGUCCACUCCUCCUCCGCCGACCCCUCCUCCCUCUGUCCCACCACAACAACCCCCUCCUAUCCCCUUCUCCGCCACCCCUCCUGCACCCCCACCCGGCGGCCCUGCCCCUGUCGCUCCAGGCGCUCCAGGCGCCAAACCCCCUCUCGAACCCCUAACAGGCUUCCGCUCCGCUCUCGAACAUACUGGCCUCCCGCGCUCUGUGUUGACAUACAAGCCCCGCCUACCCUCGCGCAACUGGCUCAUCUUUUGGUCUGUCCUUUCCAGCGUGUCAUACCUGUACUAUGACGACCGCCGGCGGUGCAAGAAGAUCAAGGCCGAGUAUAUUGCCAAAGUAGAGCAUUUGGGGAAGGAGGUGUUGGAGGGCGGGAGCCUGGGGCUGGUUAGGAAGGUGAGGGUCCUAGCGGCUAGGUGGCCGGAGGAUGAUGAGGCUGAUAGAGGGGCUAAAUAUUUCCGCAAGUACCUCAAGCCAUACCUAGUCGCCGCGGGUAUAGACUACGACACCCUCCCCCCACCUUUAUACGGCGCCAUAACGCGCCAGACCCACGCCGCGAUCCUCACCGCCCGUCGACAGAAACUAGGGCUGGAACCCACCCCCGUUCCUCUCUCUGUACCCGGCGCCAUCGAUCCAGCGGCGGUCGAAGCGAAUGACCUCGCGGGCGGUGUGAUUCUGAUCGGUCGGCCGAGUCUCAAGGAGUAUAUGGAGGGGCUGAAGCGGGGAUGGGCGGGCUCGGUAGAUGAGUGGGUAUGGGAGAAGGAGGUGGAAGCGCGGAUGAAGGGGGAUGGGGUAUUUGAGGGGCCUGCAAGCGAAGUGGGCGAGGCGAGCUCGGGCGCGGAGUUUGCGGCGGACGUGCCCACGACACAAUCGUCCGGGAUGUCGCCUACCGGCUUAUCAUUCCUUAACCGACCUCAACCAUCCCUCUCCUCUGCGUCCGCAUCGCAGGCCGGACCCCAGGUCCCCACACACAUGCACCUCCCGCCCAACCCGCUCCCACCACAACCUCCAUUGCUCCUCGUCCCCUGGACCAACCACCUCGGCUUCCAACAGAUCCCCUACAUGAUCUACGAUUUCUUUACUGAACACCGUAAAGUCGAAGAGGGCGCCAAAUUGGCUUAUGCUCUCAUAUGCGGCCACACCCGGCCCUUCCUCGCUUCCUCCUCCUCUUCCUUCCCUACCGCCAACACCUCCUCCCCCUCUCCCUUCUCCUCUUCCGAAGCUCCCGCUUCCACCCCCGGCUCCCUCGGCCCCGGCCUAGGCUCCGACCUAGACUUUGACCGCCAAGCCGAACGAUACUUCAAAAACGAUUUCGACGACCUCCCCGCCCGCCUUCAAAAAGCCAAAGACGACUAUUACCCCGAUCUCUCUGCCCGCCUCGCGGACGUCCGGGCACUAGCGGCCGGCGAGAGGGAGUUGACGGAUGCGGAAAAGAAGAGCACCAAGCCGCUCGUCAGCGAAGAGGAUCUACGGGAUGAGCGCAAGAAGAAGGAGUUGCGGUGGAGGGGCCAGGUGGAAGGGUGGGGGAUUGUGAGGAAGGAGCAGGGGGUGACGUACGAGGAUGGGUGGGAGGGGUGGUUGAGCGUCUUUAGGGAGCCGAGGGAGGGGGAGGGGGAGGGCGCGAAGAAGAAUGAGGAGAAGGUUUGGUAG